Molecule: messenger RNA, 1185 nt
Organism: Bombus terrestris (buff-tailed bumblebee)
Lineage: Eukaryota; Metazoa; Arthropoda; Insecta; Hymenoptera; Apidae
Gene: Vps24
Product: charged multivesicular body protein 3
Exons: 4
Coding region: 113-778 (221 amino acids)
Biological process (GO): late endosome to vacuole transport; endosome transport via multivesicular body sorting pathway; protein transport
Cellular component (GO): multivesicular body; ESCRT III complex
Source: RefSeq, a predicted model, not a curated record
UUCAUACAGCAAUGACGUAAUCCUAAUAGUUACCUAGAAUAAUUUGUGAUUCGACUGGAAGGUGGCUUGGUUAUGUUUGGCAGAUACGAACUUCUGUCAACAUAGCAAAAAAAUGGGUUUGUUUGGCAAAUCUCAGGAAAAGAAUCCGAAAGAAAUGGUUCAAGAAUGGACACAUAAAUUAAGGAAAGAAGGCUAUCAAAUGGAUAGACAGGUUAGAGCAAUUCAGCGAGAGGAAGAAAAGGUAAAACGUUCUUUAAAAGAAGCAGCAAAAAAGGGUGACAAGGAUGUCUGUAAAAUUCUAGCAAAGGAAAUAAUACGUGCACGUAAAGCUUGCAACAAGCUUCACACGUCAAAGGCACAAAUGAAUUCUGUUUCGUUGCAAAUGAAGAAUCAAUUAGCAACGAUUAGAGUUGCUGGUUCAGUCCAAAAGUCCACAGAGGUGAUGCAAGCAAUGCAGUCAUUAGUAAGAGUACCAGAAGUAGCAGCGACAAUGAGAGAAUUGUCAAAGGAAAUGAUGAAAGCUGGUAUUAUUGAAGAAAUGUUAGACGAAACUAUGGAAUCUGUGGAAGAUUCUGAAGAAGUAGAAGAUGAAGCAGAUGAGGAAAUUGAUAAAAUUUUAUGGGAAGUAACUGCAGGUCAAUUAGGUACAGCUCCUGCAGUUGUUACAGAAGCACCAGGAUCUGUUGUAGCAUCUACUUCUGCAGAAGAAGAAACUGAAAAAGUAGAUGAUAAGGAACUUGAAGAAAUGAAAAUGAGACUACAAAGUCUCCGUAGUUAGGUGUAAUAUAUAAAUAAUUCAUUUGCAUUGACUUUAAAAUCAGCUUGUACUUAUUGGACAUAUACAUACAUAAUGUACAAAUACAGUGAAAUGAAUGCCUACCAUAUUUUAAUAACAUUUCUUAACAAUAUCUAAUCAAUGCUUUUAUAUUAAAUAGUCAAAAAAAAAAUAAUUAUUAUAAGAAUGAAAACAAAAAUUUUUAUUUCAUCUACACAGCUUUCAUAUCCAGCUUUUAUAAUCUGUGCGUGAUUCGUAGGCUGCCACUAUAUUUCAACUACAUGCGAAAGUCAUAAAUACAGAGAAGCUGGCUUCUCGAUUGUAUUAUGUUGAAAGAUAUUCUUAAUUUAAUUACAAUCACCAAAAUCUUGUAUUAAUUUGUGUUAUAUAUACAAUGGUUUUUAUUGUUA